Molecule: messenger RNA, 1596 nt
Organism: Porites evermanni
Lineage: Eukaryota; Metazoa; Cnidaria; Anthozoa; Scleractinia; Poritidae
Source: the annotation of a GenBank genome assembly
AUGAGUGAACAAGAAAAUGAUAAUAGUCCUUCAUCAGGGGCCACGAGCAAACUUCCGUCUGAAAAAGAAAAAACGGUUGAAAAACAACAGGAUGACGGACGCGCCGACCACCGAACCGCAACGCCUACCAAGUUAGCUCACGGUAACAAAGAUGAGAUCAAACAACAAGCAAAGAGGCAACUGUUUGUUGAUGAUGCAGUUGGUGAUGAUGCCGUUGACAAAGUAACUGAAGGAGUCAGUGCCUUGCAGGUUAGUGAUGCAGUGAGUGAUGACAGUGAUGACUUGCCAGAUCUCAAGGAAAGGAUGCUUGUCUCAGUGACAAACUCCGACAAGUACCCAACGACGUGUAAAUUUUACCGUAAAGGUAAAAAAGGUGAAAGGGUUAAUCUUGUUGCGAUCUACAAGGAUCUUCCUCUUUUUGUUAUGAAAGUGAAAGUUGAAAGCAGCGCGCGACAAGAGUUGGAAAAGGUGUUUGAAAACGCGAAGGCAAACACGGAAACCCAACAGUAUGAAAUAACACUCAAUGAAUCAGAGCUUGGUCGGCAUAGUAAAGAAAUACUUGACAAAAAAGAAGUAAGAGACCAGCCACGAAAGCGUUCUGAAGGAGGAAGAAGAGGAAGAAUAGGACGAAGAGAAGACCCAACUGACCCGCAAUUCGAAGCAUAUUCGCUGCAGAAGGAACCCGAGGAUCCAAUAGAACAGAAUUAUUAUUUUCUCUCCUGUGAAUACAUGAUGAAGAUCUAUUUACCCGGUAAAUCAAUAUCUUGGUUUGAUUAUGAUGAACGUUCCAUGCUUAUAGCAAAUAUCAAGAAGGAGAAGGAAGACAAGAGAUGGAUCUUCAUACCUUCAUUUCGCCGGGCAAAGAUAGCACUGCUUGACUGGCCAAAAGAAGAUAGCAACAUAACCAAAGAAAACACCAUCAGGAUACUGGUUGUAAGACCCUCCCAAUUUGAUGAAUACGUUCGGUAUUGUGGCCACCAAGUACCUGUGAUUUGCUUGCCGCAUGAUGAAAUUGGAGCUGGUUAUCCACGCUUUUGGAUACAGAAAAUUGCUACUUGGUUAAAGUUGUCUUUUAUUUGGAUGUUAGAUGACAGCAUCAUGUGGUUUUGUAAAUUUUAUCCAGGAAAGAAACUGGGAAAGGUAGGGCCAAAGAUGAAAUUUGGAUCUGUUUUUAAACAGAUUGAAGAUUUAGUAAGGAAGUUAGAGGGUAAGCCGGUGGUUGCCAUGAGCCCAAGACGGUUUAAUGGUCAGACUGUGCAGGUGGUGAAGAAACUAUUUGUUUGUAAGGCUCCACAGUGUGCUGUGUACCUUAACAUUGAUAAAUUGUCAUCAGAAAGCGUUUACUAUCGACCGGAACUCCCCCAAUUUGAAGACAUAAUGUUUGCUUAUGAAUGUGAGAAAAAGGGAUUGAAGGUUUUUAUGGAUAACCGCAUACAUUUAUUUGACUGCACGUGGAAAAAUUCUGGAGCCAGCAGUCCAUCUGUAAAACCAUGUGUUAGUAGUGUUCAGAAGGGAGAUACACAAGUCAAACCUGAGGGGCCGAGGGGGCCACAGAAACUGUCUGUAUUAAGCCAGUUGAGUUUAGAGAAAAUGUAA